Messenger RNA from Artibeus jamaicensis (Jamaican fruit-eating bat), 3863 nucleotides. It is a transcript of the gene RUFY2, whose product is annotated as RUN and FYVE domain containing 2. The record is from RefSeq and is a predicted model, not a curated record. Gene Ontology annotation, cellular component: cytoplasm. Lineage: Eukaryota; Metazoa; Chordata; Mammalia; Chiroptera; Phyllostomidae.
UGUCCGGGUGGGCAGGACGGGUUUAGCGGAGGCGGGUUUCGCCCCUACGGGCGCAGGCUCCGCGGCCCCCCGCCCCGCUCGCUGCGGAACCUCCCGGGCACCCUCCGGCCGCCGGGAGCGCUGUGGGCCGCUGCGGGUCUGGGCGCUGACGCCCUGGCGGCCGCCGCGCGUCUGAAGGGAGCUGCUGGCGCGGCCCAGGCAGUCCCCGCCCGAGAUCGCGCCGCCGCCGCCGCCGCCGCCAUGGCUACAAAAGACCCCACAGCUGUAGAGCGAGCAAACUUGUUAAACAUGGCAAAAUUGAGUAUCAAAGGACUCAUUGAAUCUGCUCUCAGCUUUGGCCGCACUUUGGAUUCUGACUAUCCCCCCUUGCAGCAGUUCUUUGUUGUCAUGGAACAUUGUCUGAAACACGGUCUUAAAGUAAGAAAAUCAUUUUUGAGUUACAACAAAACUAUUUGGGGUCCUUUGGAACUAGUGGAGAAGCUGUACCCAGAAGCAGAGGAAAUAGGGGCUAGUGUCCGGGACUUACCUGGUCUUAAGACCCCCCUGGGUCGUGCAAGGGCAUGGCUUCGAUUAGCUCUCAUGCAAAAAAAAAUGGCUGAUUAUCUUCGUUGCUUAAUAAUUCAAAGGGAUCUCUUGAGUGAAUUUUAUGAGUAUCAUGCACUAAUGAUGGAAGAAGAAGGAGCAGUAAUUGUUGGGCUACUGGUUGGCCUGAAUGUAAUAGAUGCUAAUCUGUGUGUAAAGGGAGAGGAUUUAGACUCACAAGUUGGAGUGAUUGAUUUUUCCAUGUAUUUAAAGAAUGAAGAUGAUAUUGGAAAUAAAGAAAGGAAUGUUCAAAUUGCUGCCAUAUUAGACCAGAAGAAUUAUGUUGAAGAAUUAAAUAGACAACUGAACAGCACAGUCAGCAGUCUCCAUUCAAGAGUUGACUCAUUAGAAAAGUCAAAUACAAAGCUGAUCGAAGAGUUAGCAAUAGCAAAGAAUAAUAUCAUUAAACUGCAAGAAGAAAAUCAUCAAUUGCGAAGUGAGAAUAAACUGAUUUUAAUGAAAACACAGCAACACCUAGAGGUUACCAAAGUGGAUGUGGAAACUGAGCUUCAAACAUAUAAGCAUUCUCGACAGGGGCUAGAUGAAAUGUACAAUGAAGCAAGAAGGCAGCUUCGAGAUGAGUCUCAGUUACGACAGGAUGCCGAGAACGAGCUAGCUGUGCAAGUUAGUAUGAAGCAUGAGAUUGAACUUGCCAUGAAGUUGUUGGAGAAAGAUAUCCAUGAGAAACAAGACACUCUGAUAGGCCUUAGACAACAACUAGAGGAAGUUAAAGCAAUUAACAUAGAGAUGUAUCAAAAGUUGCAGGGUUCUGAAGAUAGUUUGAAAGAAAAAAAUGAGAUAAUUGCACGACUAGAAGACAAAACCAAUAAAAUUACUAUAGCCAUGAGGCAGCUGGAACAAAGAUUGCAGCAAGCAGAGAAGGCGCAAAUGGAAGCUGAAGAUGAGGACAAGAAAUAUCUACAAGAAUGUCAGAGUAAAUCCGACAGUCUGCAGAAACAAAUCUCUCAAAAGGAGAAACAGCUGGUGCAACUGGAAACCGAUUUGAAGAUUGAGAAAGAGUGGAGGCAGACUUUGCAGGAAGAUCUUCAGAAGGAGAAAGAUGCUUUAUCUCAUCUUAGAAAUGAGACCCAACAAAUCAUUAGUCUUAAAAAAGAGUUCCUUGACCUCCAAGAUGAAAAUCAGCAAUUGAAAAAAUUGUAUCAUGAACAGGAGCAGGCUCUUCAAGAACUUGGCAACAAACUUAGCGAGUCAAAACUUAAAAUAGAAGAUAUAAAAGAAGCCAACAAAGCAUUGCAGGGACUGGUAUGGUUGAAAGACAAAGAAGCGACACAUUGUAAACUUUGUGAAAAGGAAUUCUCACUCUCUAAGAGAAAGGUAAAGGAAGUAGAGUCCAAAAGUUUUGGGGCAAAUAUGGCUUUUAAUGUUACUCAAGUUUUUUCUGAUUUUUUUCCUCCAACGAAUAGCACCACUGUAGAAACUGUGGAGAAAUUUUCUGUAAUGCUUGCUCUGACAACGAACUGCCUUUGCCUUCUUCACCAAAGCCAGUACGGGUUUGUGAUUCCUGUCAUGCACUGCUAAUUCAGAGAUGCUCAUCUAAUUUGCCAUAAGACUCCAGAACUAAAUCUUCCUUGUAUGCAAGUACCUGUGGUGAAUGUUAUGUAUGAGUAUGUGCACAUAUUCAGAUAGCCCUUUGAAGCAACUUUCAGACAGUACUGGUACCAGUUCUGUUUCACAUUUCAGUUCAUGGGAAUUGUUGUAUAAUUUAGUAUUUCCUUUCCACUAUUAUUCAAAAAGAAUUUUCAACAGGGCAUGUUUUAAAAGAGCUUUAACCUAAUUCCAAAUUCAUGUAAUUAUAAUGUAACUCUCAAAGACACUGAAAGGCCGGAUAGCAUAGCUAACACAUAUCUGCCUUACUUUAUAAAGGCCUUCUUAAAAAUAGGGCUCCAGAUGGUCGAGUUUAUAUUCGAUGGUGCCUCUAAGUUUUAUUAAUGCACUUUAAUGCUUCAUGGAUCUCAGAGAAAGACUGGAAAUGUGUAGAACUUUUUACAAGUGUUAAUAUUCCAAUUCAACAGAUUUUCCAUUAGCUCAGUAAGAUACCUAUUUAUUUGGCCCUUUCCCCCUCCCUUCUUUUGUCCAUUUUGCAUUAGAAAAGGCCAAUAUUUUAUCCUAUAAAAUUUCUUUUGGCUUCCUUCCUCUCUAAAAUCAAUGUUGCUGAUACCUUUCAGAUACAGUGGGUUAAAGAGGUUAUUUUGCCUCAAACUUUUCCUUUUGAAAGGAGGUUAAACCAUCAUCCUUUUAAAGUUGCUACUUGCAGAUCUAGAAAAUUUUAAGCAUUACAUUGCAGUGGCCUGCUACUGCAGUAGAUAGAGUAAAAAAUUCACCAUAAACUAAGCACCUCUAAGCUAGGUUCAGUUGGUGAAAUAUGGGCAGCCCUGCCAUGAAAAGUACGUACUUGAAACAUUUCAAGCAUGAGACUGAAUAAACACUAACCUUGUUACAUUACUUAUAGCAUACCAAGAAUUUAAUCUGUAAAGUUACCUUUGUAUAGUCACUUGAAUGACAUCACAACUACAUUUUAAAAAAACCUAGUUUAAUACCAGCCAUGCACUUUAUGCCUGUGUACCUUUCAAACAAUGUCUAUUAGGAUAACUUUGUAUUAUUCCUAAAAACAUUAUAUUUAGUGAACCUAAUCAUGGCUACCCCUCUCCCCCCAGGAUGGGGGUUAUCCUGCAGGAUCCUUUCCUCAAGAGUACAUACUUUCCUUAAGCUUAAGAAUUAUUUUUCUAAAUUGCCAGAAAUUAGUAUUUUACUUGAAGAUUUUUCUCUUCAUAAUCCAGUUUGAGGUCUUCAGUUAGAACUGAGAUUUUUAGGUGGUCUUUCUUGAAUGCUCUGAUAGAAAUGUCAAGAGAGAAAUUAUAUUCUUGAAAACUGUUUUGUAUUGAUGGGAUGAACAUUUUUAUGAUUGCUGAAAAUGAGAUGAAGGAAAAAAGGAAAAUUUUCAAAUACCAGAUGUUUUUUAAUUACUACUGUGCUUAGAACAAAUUUUAAAAUGUGAUUUCUGCUUAAAUUCCAAAGCUAUUUGACCAUGAUUUUUAGCCUCCACUCCCUUAAAUUCUUUGCCAUUUAAAAUUCGUGUAUUGCCAGUUGAUUUGGGAUUUUUGUAGGCAAGUGUUUAUUGACAGCAGUACAACCUGCUCCGUUUAGUUUGGCUCUUUUAUAAAAACCAUUUGUAACUAAUUUUGAAUUUAUGUUACAAACUUUGAAUUUGUAUUUUGUGGUUGUGAAACGAUCUUAAAUAAACCUCACAUAGCAUUCCCUCA